AUGCGUCCCUCAAGCGGCCUUAUUCUGGGCCUUCUCGCCGUCCGGGGCCUAGCCCAAACGGCUGCCGACACUGGAGCCCCAGCUCCUGAUAUCGUCACACGCGAUGACACCGGAAGCGGAGAGACUGGCGGCGAUGCUAGCGGCGACGUCCCUGCCAAUACGGAACCUGAACCCGCGCCUGAACAGCCAACACAAAGUGAGCCUUUACCUGAUGAUACGCCGCCUGAAGUGUCGCCAACGGCUGCCGAGGAAGAUCCGGAAGUGCCUUCUGGGGAACCAGAUCCAGAAGUGCCCGGCGGGGCUCGCGAAGGACCCUCUGAGGCUGCUCCCGAAGUUCCUUCUGAAACUCCCUCGGAAGCUCCAGAAGUUCCGACCGAAGCUGCUCCGGAGGGGCCCGCGGAAACCCCGUCAGAAACUCCAGGUGAGCCUUCCGAGGCUCCGGCGGACCUGACGACGCCAGCCGCGGAGCCUGAUACACAGGCACCUGAUACACAGGCGCCUACUACCCAGGCGCCUGUUACACAGACACCUGAGGCUCAGCCGCCUGUCAAUUUAGAUGGAACAAACACGCUAACCCCGGCCUCUACAACACCAACAGACGAUGAAGAACCCGCACCUACAGGAUCCUCUGGUGGCGAAGACACUGAGCCCACCGGUGGUGCUGAGCCCGAGCCGACCGUCGAGACAGGGGGUGGCGACGACGAUACCCCUGAAGAAACUGGAGGAUCGGGAGAGACCGAGGCACCUGAAGAGACACCUCAAGAAACUGGAGGUUCCGAUACCGAUGCACCCGAGCCCACGAAUACCGAUGAUGGUGAAGAGCCCACGGAAACACGAAAUCUUGUGCCCGACACAGUCGAGCCCACAGAAGAGCCUACUGGUGCUGCAACCAACCCCUCGUACCAGGGCCCGGAGGCCACAACAGGCAGCGAUGAUGAUGGUGAAGCUACUGCGACGGAUGUUGACCAACCUGAGGAGACUGGCAGCGAGCCAUCGGCGACGGGCGAGGAUACCUCAGCUACCACGGGUAGCAGUGAUGAUGAUGAUGCCGAGGAGAGCGUCGUAGCGUCGAAGACUGCUGGCGGUUCUGGAGACAAGACUUCGUUCACAACCGUUGCCACUUCUGCUGCGACAAGCAAGUCCAUCGAACUUCCUCUUGACAACGCCGAGCCUGGUGAGAACGCCAAGUUCAGCACGGUCAAUGGAAAGACGGCCAUUGUCCUCUCUCCCAAGGCAAACUCCAAGGCCGACUGCACCAUCAACGUCGAGUCACCCCUCGAGAUCCCCAAGGACGACUAUGUCCGCGUCAUCGCCUCAGUCAAGGUGCAGAAGCCCGCAGGCUCCAGCUCCGACAAGACCGGGGUCAACGAGGUGGUCAAGGGGUGCAUCUUCAAGAUGAUGGUGGACGGCUCGGACGUGUACAACUCGGAGCUACAGGUGACGGAUGGCAAGUUCCAGGAUCUUACUAGCAACAGCUUCCAGGCGACCAACAACAAGCCCAAGAUUGAUAUGGUUCAGGAGUGUGGUGAGCAGCCUGUUGAGUUGACUGUUUCCAAGGCGAGAAUUUCGGAUAUUGGGUCUGGAUCUUCGGGGAGCCGGGGUGGUUCUGGUGGUAGUGGAGGCAGCGGAGGUAGCUCUGGUGAUGACAAGGACGGCGGCUCCGGCAGCUCCGGCGGCUCUGGAGGUUCUGGCGGUUCUGGAUCUGGGUCUGGAUCUGAUGACUCUGACUCCGAUUCAGGUUCCGGUGGCUCGGGCUCUGGUUCGGGCUCUGGAUCUGGAUCUGGAUCUGGCUCUGGCUCUGAUUCCGGCUCUGGCUCCGGCAGCGACUCUGGCUCCGGUUCCGAUUCUGGUUCCGGCUCCGGAGGCUCUGGUUCAGGCUCUGGUUCAGGCGGCAGCAGCUCCACUCCCGCCAACACGGCCACCCAUGGUUCCAUUAUCAACAUGGCCUUGGUUUACGCCCUGCCUCUUGUCUUGGCUGCUCUGUUUUAA
Fusarium vanettenii 77-13-4 is the source of this 1989-nucleotide messenger RNA. RefSeq lists its product as uncharacterized. Lineage: Eukaryota; Fungi; Ascomycota; Sordariomycetes; Hypocreales; Nectriaceae. The transcript has 2 exons. Bases 1 to 1989 code for a protein of 662 amino acids. The record is from RefSeq and is a predicted model, not a curated record.